Molecule: messenger RNA, 1889 nt
Organism: Rhododendron vialii
Lineage: Eukaryota; Viridiplantae; Streptophyta; Magnoliopsida; Ericales; Ericaceae
Product: poly(ADP-ribose) glycohydrolase 1-like
Exons: 11
Coding region: 87-1799 (570 amino acids)
Biological process (GO): ATP generation from poly-ADP-D-ribose; nucleotide-sugar metabolic process; regulation of DNA repair
Cellular component (GO): cytoplasm; nucleus
Molecular function (GO): poly(ADP-ribose) glycohydrolase activity
Source: RefSeq, a predicted model, not a curated record
CCCUCGGGCAGCAGAGCCCCCGGGUCCCCGUAGAAUUGCCCCAAAAUCCCAGUCAAACAGUCGAUCGAUCGAUCGAUCGAGAGAGAAUGGAAGAUCGGGAGGACUUGAAGUCGUUACUACCGUACCUGCCAGUGGUGUCCCGCUCGUCUUCACUCUUCUGGCCAUCCCAAGUUGUGGAAGCCCUGAAAGCGUUGUCAGGUGGACCCCACCACAGCCGAGUUGACUCCGGCGAGGUCCUUUUCCUCGCCAUUGCCGACCUCAGGCAAUCCCUCUCCCUCACUCACUUCUCCGACUCCCUCGCCUUCGCUGCCGCCGAUGGUUACUCCCUCUUCUUCGACGACUUGAUGUCUCGUGCUGAGGCGGCGAAAUGGUUCGGAGAAGUAGUCCCAGUAAUGGCGAAUUUACUAUUGCGGUUGCCAUCUUUGUUAGAAGCUCAUUACAAGGAUGCGGAUGGUAACGGAGGAAGAAUGGGAGGAGUCAAAGCUGGUCUUCGCAUUUUAGAGUCCCAAGAGGCAGGGAUAGUGUUCCUCAGCCAGGAAUUGAUUGGUGCUCUUCUCGCUUGUUCCUUCUUUUGUUUGUUUCCAAUCGCUAAUAGAGGUCCCAAACAUCUUCCAACAAUCAACUUUGAUCAUUUGUUUGCGAGUCUCCAUGAGAGCUAUAGUGCACAGCAGGAGAACAAAAUAAAAUGCAUCACCCAUUAUUUUGAGAGGAUAGGCUCCCAUAUGCCUGUGGGUGUUGUCUCCUUCGAGCGGAAAGUUCUUCCAUUGGAACAUAGCCCUCCAUGUGUUUCUUAUCCGAAGGCUGAUUAUUGGAGCAAAUCUUCUAUUCCUCUCUGCUGCUUCAAGGUUUGCAGGUCUGGCUUGAUAGAAGAUCACUCUUGUGAAGGUCUUGAAGUGGAUUUUGCAAACAAGUAUCUUGGGGGCGGUGCUCUUAACAGGGGCUGUGUACAGGAAGAGAUCCGUUUCAUGAUCAAUCCAGAGUUAAUUGCUGGCAUGCUUUUCUUGCCUUCCAUGGCAGACAAUGAAGCCAUAGAGAUUGUGGGCACAGAGAGGUUUUCAAAUUAUACAGGGUACGCUUCUUCAUUUUGUUAUUGCGGUGAUAACAUCGACAAGGUGGAUUUAGAUUCAAUGGGAAGACGAAGAACAAGAAUUAUUGCGAUAGAUGCACUAUGCAACCCAGGAAAGAAACAGUUUAGACUUGGGUGCCUUCUCCGGGAGAUUAACAAGGCAUUCUGCGGCUUUUUUGAUCAAUCUAGAUGUCAGCAGUAUCAGAGACUGUUUGAAGGUGAUGAUUCUUGCAGGACUCAGAUUGAUCAUGAUGUUGAAGGUCCCGUAGCCAUGUCCGGGGAUUUGCUUUUGCGUCACGAAGCUCUGUCACUGACUUCUGAGUCCAACGAAGGAAUAUUUGCCGAUCGUUUGAUCAGGAGUUCUGGAGGAAAGAUUAUUCAGCAUGUGGACCAUCAAGAUCAAAUCGGUAUUGUGACAGGGAACUGGGGCUGUGGUGCUUUUGGAGGAGACCCAGAACUUAAGGCCACCAUUCAAUGGCUUGCUGCUUCGCAGGCAUUAAGACCAUUCAUCUCAUAUUACACUUUUGGGGUGGAGGCACUGCAGACUCUUGACCAGGUUACUGAAUGGAUACUGUCCCAUGAAUGGACAGUAGGAGAGCUGUGGAAUGUGUUGGUAGAUUACUCAGCUCAAAGAUUGAAGGGAGAAACUGACCUUGGGUUUUUCAGUUGGCUCCUUCCAUCACUAUCAUCCACCUCUGAUUCCAUGAUGUUGAAUGUACCUCAAACGCCCUAACGUAUUCUUUAUUUUGUUUGUUGUAUUGUAUCUCUCCCACACAAACAGGCUCACACCAUUAAUUUUAUUGCCUCUCUAGUCUCUUCUUUA